Molecule: messenger RNA, 12344 nt
Organism: Pocillopora meandrina
Lineage: Eukaryota; Metazoa; Cnidaria; Anthozoa; Scleractinia; Pocilloporidae
Source: the annotation of a GenBank genome assembly
AUGAACUUCACUUGGAUCUGCUAUGCAAGUGGUGAGAACCUUGAUAUUACUGACCCAAGUGCACUGCCUGUUGUGUAUCCUAAUGGAUCUUCCUCAACAGCUGAUGGAUCUGGAGGCUGCUUUAAUAAAGGACCCGGUAGACUGCCAUUCAACGACAGUUCUUUUAAAAUAACAUUCAACAACAGUUUGAUGGUGCGAGGGUUUACAUAUUACAUGAUCCUCAGAGUAGAGAAACGUCAACGUUUUGAUUAUUAUAAACAGAAAGUGGCCGUGGCGGAGGCUCCUCCUCCGUUUAAUAUCAGGUGCGUGGUUUGUUUUCUUAAAGAACUGUACAUCUGCGCUAACACAGCGGUCAAACGCCUACGCAUGUGCGGACGUUGUAAUAAGUAAUCAUGAUAGGGUAGCGUGCUUUCAGACUCUAAGAACCAAGUUGUCUCAGACUAGUUACAAACAACCACACAAGCCAGUAACUCAUUGUGUUUUAAAAGCGUAUAAGUUGUUUUUUAAAGCUCAAAAGAGAAUGGAAAGUGCACUAAGGGACAGAGAUUGUUUCUUAUGUUAUCCUUUGAAAGAGUUCUUCUCCUCAUGCAUCACGACAUUUGAACGUAUAGUUAUCUACGGUGUAAUAUAUGAUCUAUACCUAUCCAACAUGUCUGCUUUGAACAUUUUCCUAUGUAUCACAGCUGUAUGGCGAAUUGCAAGCGAAAUGCAGUCAUUAACUUGCGACUUGAAUUGUAUGCAGUGUGCAUGGGACCGGCAAGCAAAUGCGCUCAAAGCCUAACAUACAAUUGGUUUAUGUACGAAAAAGACAAAGAUGGCGGAGGUAAGUUUUUAUCUGAAUCAGUAAGAAUGAACGAACCUAUUUAUGAAUGCUUAAGAGGAUAAGCGGAGAAACAGCCAAGGAGUCGCACAACUGUUCCUAUUCGAACAUACAUUAGGACGACAAACACAAUUUCAUUUUAAUAAAGAAAGGAUGUUGCAUCGCUGUACCAACACACUGUUACAGGUCUGAAUUAACGAAUUCCUUGCUAUUUGUCUCAGAAAGUUUAGUGUAGUAUCAAGGUACCCCGGUCUAUCAGAUAAGCUUCUUUAAAUUCAUCAUCACUUUAAUUUAUCGAUAUUGCCGGGAAAAGUUAUAUGUGUUCUUCACCUUUGAAAGUACCAAGUGAUGAAAUUUUUUGUCUUAUAUAUGCCUGAAACCCAAACACAUAUUUGGCAAUAGGAAGUGCCAACCUGCAGGAGAAGUUAAAACACUAAUAGGUUCGACCCUUUUAUUUCAAUCGUCGGCUGAUGGAUAAAGUAUUCUGUGUUUGCAUCUUAAUUGGCUUAGGAGAAUGGAAGAAGACACCUGGAUUCUACCAGGCAUUGAUAACAUCAUCCACUAGCAGAACGAUUUUUUUGAUGGAAAACUUUCUCCAAAAGGAGAUGUUCUACCAGAUACGAUUUCGGACGGUGACGGCAUACAGAGGAGAAGGAUAUUCGUAUUACUACUUCCAUACAAACAGUCCUCCCAAAUCGGGGACGUGUGAGACAGAUAAGAGCGAAGGGAAAGCAGCCCUGGAAACUUUCCAUUUACAGUGUAAUGAUUGGUACGAUACGGAUUUACCACUGACUUACCAAGUGAACAUUCCGAAAGAGGAUGGCACUUACAUCAUUUUAGCAUCGGAAACAAAUAAUUCUCUACCGUUACGUCUACCAGUGGGAAAUGAAAGUGAUGGUAAUCGAUUGCAACUUGAAGUGGUGAUCACUGACUCUCUCUUGGCGUUUGCCAAAGCAAAUAUAACUGUAUUCGUAAGUAUUAGCAUAAGAGGAGAUGGGGUCCCUGUUCCACACCUUGGAAUAAGUUAAUAAGAUAUUUCUCAGAUGCCCGAUACCUCUGCUUGGAAACGAGAGUUCUUGCGAAACUUUCUUGAGGAGAUUAUCUUUUUGUUCUCGUGCUUUAAGUAAAAUUCAUUUUGAAACAAAGUUUUUGAACUUUUUUUCGAUUUCAAAGAGACGGUUUUCUAGGGCUUAGAAAUGAUCUAUUCCGCUAGAGCUACGGAGUUACGCGUGCACCGUUGGUGGAUUUAAUUGGGGCUGGAAGCUAUAAUAUGAUGUAAAAUGAGAUAAAACUUGAAAAACAAGGAAAGCAAGACAAAAAACAAAACAAAACAAAACAAAGCAAAACAAAAGACAAGGGACAGCUCCUUUGGAACAGCGUUCCUUGUUCGGAAAAUGAAACUGAGCGAGAAGUCACAAUUUAAACCUCUGUUCACUUGCCGUAUUUUCUCGAAUAAGCGCCCGGGCACUUAUUUAGAAUUUCUGCUAAAAGGAGGAGCGCUUAUUUUAGGAUGGACACUUAAUCGAGGGGUGCGCUUUAAGAUAGCGCAACAAUAAGAAAAAAAUCAAAAGAACAGAUACAAACAUUAGAGAGCACUGCAAGCAUAAUUACAGUGAAACGGAAAAAGGAACUAUUGUCAAAAAAAGUUGUAAAUUAAUUCGCAAUAGAAAUGAAAGUGCGUUCAGAUAAUAUAGAGCUGAGUUCUAGUAAGUUUUAUCCUUUUUCAAAUACUUCUUUCGAUUCAUACUUCAAGAUAAGAGUCGAGACUUGAACAUUUUUGCAGGUAUACAAGCCAUCGAAAGAGGAAUUCGAUUCUAGUGCAUCAAGUUUAACAGGUGAAAACAGCGAGCUUGAAGACAUCGUUCAUAAGGGAAAAGAACAAAGCGCGGUACAGCUUAGUAUUGGCAUUCUGAGUGCUGUCAACGCACUGGCGCGAAGCAAUGCUACAACCAACACUACAGCGGUAAGAUAAAACGUGUUACUUUAUGACUUUAUGAAAGAUACGGUGGCCGAAUUGGCGAUAAUACGCCAAACCACGCAUCAAGGGAUCCGAAGUUUAACCCUGACCGAGCUACUGUUGUGUGUUCUCGGAAAAGAAACUUCCCUCUCACUGCAUCUCUUUUUACCCAAUAUCACAAACCUUUCCAUUAUGUGGCUUCGUAACUAAGUUGGAAAUGACGCCCUACUAGUGUCUGAAAAUUCCCUUGUUAACGCAAUUAUUUUUUUCAGGCUUUUCCCUGUAACACCCAAUAAAUUGAUUAUGUUGCAGCUCAACUGAGGGUAUCUUAAUGUCCGCGGGUCAAACUUUUAAUUUUAUUUCAUUAUUGAUAUUUUAAUUCAAUUUGUUACUUCAGCAAUGUAGUCUCUAAGCCUAUUCCUCUUUUGCUGACAUUUUUCUUUUCAUUGACAGAUACGUGAUAACAUUAUUAAUAGUAUAACAAAGUUACCAGUGAAUGACACUUCAAGUGUGAAUCAGAUAGCGAGUGUACUGGUCGAGGCUACAAAGGAAGAAGGCGCCAUUUCUCCAUCAUCAGGGGUAAGCAAAACUUUUGUCUCCAAGUAGUGAUUUACACAUAACAUCAUUGAACAAGCAUGUGGCGAGAAAGGAGGAACUUAUCAGAUAAUGAUAAUCAAAAUCGGCCUCCUUUGGUCGGGGCUGAUCAUGGAUUGUACAUCCUAGCUGUCCUGACCGACCCCUCGAACAAGGAAGGCGUGAUGUUUUCUAUCCUGCCGGAAGUAUGUGUGAUACCUAGUCUCUGGUCUCUGGUCUCUGGUUACAAGACUCGGAAAGUUCGCCUCCGUUUCUUGGUUUAUUACGCUGGUAAACCGAUACAGAGUGCGGUUUAUUGCUUAACUCGACUAUACAAUACUAUUACCGUUUGCGCAUGUCUCUUUGAAUUUAUUUGAUUAGGUGAUCUUCAAAUCUCUAUUAGUAAUUACUUGAUCCUGCUCUUCAUGCUACAACGAAAACUGAACUUUUUACUGAUAAACUUCUAACUUCGGUUGCCGUUUUGUAGAAGAGUCUGUUUUGUUUUCAAGUGAAUCCUGCUUUGCUCCUUAGCCUAAGAAUUCAACAACAUUAUGAAAGACGAACAUUAAACCCAAAUAAACAACUCUCUCUUCAGCUCCAAGCCCUAGGAGCGUGCGAGAACAUGAUGUCUGUCUUGUCCCGGGAAAAAAACAACACGGAGUCUAGAGAUGGAGUCGAUAAUGCUGGAAAACAAAUCGUGUUGGUGGCAGGGAGCUUGUUAGGAGGAGCAGUUUUGUCCAGCGGAACUGCGAAUGGUUCACAGGUCAGAGCACCAUAAAACAAAAUGUCAGUUACCAUAAGCUACGAUCAGAAUCAUACAGCCCUAGGCUAUUUGCUUCUACUGAAUGUUGAAAGAGGACCGUUUUUACUAUAAAUUUAUAUAAAUUCGCUGAACUCAUUCGAAAAGUAACUUUUCAAGUGUGCACUUGUUUAAGCGGUUCUUUUUAAUUGGUAGUGUCCACACCAAUGUUAGUGCUUCGACGCUUAAAAGUAUUUUUUCCUUUUUUUGGAUUGAAAUUCUUCUUUUCAAAGCAAACAAUGCGGGUCUUAGCAUCAUGACAAACUACCCAUCGUAAACAAAAUUUUAGAGAGUGAAGUUUCUGAUAAUUUGUUUUAAACUUUUGUUUUCUAACUUUUCAGUUUGGAGACAUGGCCAAGAAGGCCUGGAACUUGACAGACACUCUGGCCAAGGUUUUUCUUGACCGUUUGCUUCCCGGCGAGACACCUGCCCUCUUUGACAGUCCACGCAUUUCUAUGCAGUUGUACCGUCAGGGAGCUAGUGAAGCCCUACCACGGAGUUUGGAAGUCAGAGGGGGCUCAUUUUCUCUUCCAUCGAACCUCUCGUUGGGCAAUGGCUCAAAGUCCAAAAUCAUUGAUCGAAAUGUAAGCUGGAACAAUACGUGACCUGAAGGUUAAGUAAUCUCACAAGCUUUGUGCUUGGGUGGAUGUUAGUCUAUCGUAGGUAUCCCUCACACUGGUCCGGGCCUCCUGGUUAUGCACGGACGCCUACCCACACCUUAAGGUGAAGUCAGUACGAAUGCACCAGUUUUUUGUUUUUUUUUAUAGAUGACAGUCCUCCUUUGUGAUUUUUUUUUUCAAGAAUUGGUGUAACGUCACUUAUAAUUGAAUGGUUGAUUUACAGGUCGCCUCCCUAAGGGACUGUUAUCAAUAGGGUAAUUCAGUAUUGUCAACUAAAUUGAUAACGUAAAUUGGCAUUGGGAUAAUUUUGAAAGCUGACGUUUCGAGCGUCAGCCCUUCGUCAGAGCAAAUGAUUAUCAAAAGACUUCAACAGGUACGCACCCUUCCGACCAAUUAGCUCUGAUAACAGGAAGAUCUUGUUUGUUCCUUUGAAAGUAUCUGGGGACGUUCUGCAUGCUGCUCGAAAUGAUUUAAAAACGACGCAUUGAUCAUGCGCGGCCAUGCUGAUUUUUACCGUCUCAAAAUUUCAUUUUGCCUUAGGUGCAAUUCUCAGAUUUGGAUCCUUUCAUAUGGCGGAAGAAUGAUACCCUCAAACCAGGAACACCUGUGGUCAGCCUUUCUUUCCUGGAUGAACAUGGAAAUCUGAUACCAGUUCAGAACUCUGGAUCAGACAUUGAGAUUAAUAUCCCUGCGAAAAGUCUCAGUCAAAACAUACCAGUUAACUUUGUUAAUCCGGUGAAUGGCACCAUGGCUUACCAUACUUUUCGAGUUGAACAUAAAGACACGGCGUUUUCUCUUCGAAUAGAACCGUUCAACGAGUCACGCUUGGAGGUAUUUUUGAGGCAUCGGAAAAGACCAAAUGACACGCACUUUGAUUAUAAAAUCAUCUUGCCUGAUUUUACCUCGUGUUUACCACCAGGGGAUGAAAAUUGCACAGUUUUAUCUGAGUUUAUGCAGUGCUUAGGAAAGGUAAAUGUGUCAUCUACUUAUCAUGAUGCCAAAUUUGCCAAACCUGGCCAACCCAAAACUUGUGGUCCCAAGAAUGAAUCCGUUCCCACGCCUGCACCGUCUGAAAACGACGGAGACGCACUCAAAUGUCCUGAUAUCUGCAAAUAUGAGAAUCUCACGUACACUAACUGUUCAUGCGAUGAAAUUCCUAAUGUGUACUUCCUUUUUAACAAGACGAUCGAGGAAAGUGCUGAGACGUGUAGAAAUUUCACAAACUUUACAAAGUGCCCAAACGAUACUCUGCUUUGUAAGAACUCUGUUAACGUGUUAUCUUGCUAUGCACUGGAAUUACAACGCUACCAGGAGUGCCGGGAGAUCCUUUUCACGCCUCGUAAACUGUUUUAUGAUACUUAUGGAAGGUGUCUUAAGGAUCCGUUUAAAGUUUUCUUCAAUGAUUCGUUUGCAAAACUGGGCAAGUGGUACGUUGGCAUUAGGCCAUAUAUAACUCCCAUUGUCAACCACACAAAUUUUCAAAAUUCUGGUAAUUAUACGAUUCAAAAGUGGUGGCACUUGUCAUUGAAUAUGACAAAAAAAAAAGAGGUGAAAGAGUUUCUUGAGGAAUCCGUCGUCGAGCAGAUGAGUAAGUACUAUAACGCAACAUUAGAGCUAAAUGAUUGCUGGUGGUACAAUGGCGUAAAAUGCAAAGAUGUUGUAAGGUAUCUCCUUAGGCUUUGGCAGAAGUGGAUGGAAGAGAACAGCGAUGAUCACGAACACGAUGGUCACAAAAACGAUGAUCACGAUCCCGAUGAUCACGAGCACGAUAAACGUCGCCGCAAACGAAGGUCACUCUUGCCAAAAGACAACGACCCAGAAUCAGAUGUCAAGGCAGAAACACUUUGCAUAAAAGUCGACGAGAAGCCUGCUCCGCCUAAGGUUGGGGCAAAAAUGGAGCUCAUUGAAAUACCCGUUCGUGACAUAGAUGUUUCGACUUUGUAUACAUUUGACGUUAGGUUUUACACGUGCCUCUUUUGGGAUGAACUGAAAGACGAAUGGAGCACAAGAGGGUGCAAGGUAAAAAAAUCUAUAGGUUUUUGAUAAAACCAUACCAAACACCGUUUUAAACUACGCAGGGUAUUUUUUUUCACAAACGUCGCAGCUUAACGAUUGUUUGACUCGAGAGCAAAUUUUUAUAAGUGACGCAGAAAGAGAUAAAUUUGGGAUAAGUAGUAAUUGGUUCUCUUUUACUCACAGCCAGAAUUGUAAGAACAUUCGUGAGAUCCUUUAUCCAGUAGCUAAUUUUGUCUGUUUUCUUUUCUUUAUCUUUUCCAAUUGUCUUUUUCAUCUUCUUAAUCGAAUCAUAUUUACCCACAUACAUUUAACUACUGAAUAUUCCUUCAGAAGCAUUUUACGUAUUUCAUGUAUCAUGAGACGUAGUAAUUAAGAAACUUACUGAUGAGUUGCACUUCUUUCUUUAUCUUUUUCACAGCCUGGUCCAAACUCGACUGACGAAGUCUUGCAAUGUUUCUGCAACCACCUGACCUCAUUUGGAGGAGAGCUUUUCCCUCCUCCCAACACCAUUGAAUUUGACUCGGCAUUUCUGGGAUUUGCCAGCCUCGGCGAGACUGGAAAUGUCGGAGUAAUUGUCGCCGUUGGUGUUUUUUUCCUGACGUAUGUUAUCACAACAGUGUUUGCAAGAAAAGCUGACAAAAGAGAUGAAAAGAAGGUGAGAUGAGUUGGUUUUAACAACUAAACUGAUAUUGUAAUUUUGCCACGUAAAGAGUUUCUCAGGCUUACAUUUCCGGUCUUAGAUAGGUAUCUACAUCAUGGCGCCAUGUGAAUAUUUUCUUGCUGUUUCAGUCAUUGUAAAGCUGGCUAGCUGGAUCAAAUAUUUUUCUGAUUUUACCCCUAUGAUUUUGAUAUUAAGUGUUUUUAGUUUUGUUGUUAUUGUUUUUGCUGCUGUUUCCUUGUCGGGGGGGGGGAGGGGGGGUGGAAUUUCGGUGCUAUAAAACAACAUUGUAAUAAUUUAAUUCCCCGUAACGGUAACGGUAAAAUCAUAUGGAUCAUACGUUCUAAUUGACAAAUGUAUCCCUUGUUGCCAUGCGCCUGUUCAGUAACACGAAACGCAGUCGAGUGUGUUCCUGAUGGUCUUACCAGAUUUUUACGCGAUCCCUAUUACUGUACAGACUUACGGCAACAUGGAAUGCACUUUUUUUGUAUGAUAAAAAAAAAAAAACCAAAAUGUUGUUAAUGGUAACGUCAUGUAUGUGUGUUUCCUCCAAUAGAUUAUAAGUAAGAAGCAAUUGUGUAUAAUUCAGUAUAUCAUACAACUUUUUUGUUUUUGCUUUAUAGCUGUCCGUGUCCAUUCCUGUACGGACAACAUUUCCUGGCACUCAUGUCUACGAGAUUGCUGUUUACACAGGAGUGUUUGGUUCAUCUGGUACAACUGCCAAUGUUUCUAUGAUGAUCAAUGCCGAAAAUGGAGAGACAGAGAUACUUCCAUUACUGGACAUGAAUGGUAGUAAAAAUCCAUUUUCUCGAGGCAGUGUAAGUUCCUUUGUGGUGAAACUUCCUCGUGUUCUUGGCCGACUAAACUAUGUGAGAUUGUGGCACGACAACUCAGGCGCAAGUCCUUCAUGGAAUCUUCAUCAGGUUGUAGUUCGUCACGUGGCAACAGAUCAGAAAUGGUUCUUUAUGUGCAACCGCUGGUUGGCUGUUGAAAAGGAUGAUGGACAAAUUGAAAGAGUACUUUUUGUGGCCAAUCGAAAACAGUUGUCCGGAUUCCAUAAUCUCUUUUACACAAGAGCCUCAAAAGACAUAGGAGAUGGUCACAUCUGGUUCUCAGUUUACACCAAACCACCAAACAGUUCUUUCACUCGAGUGCAGCGCUUAACUUGUUGUAUAUCGCUUCUGUUUUCCUCCAUGUUUGCUAAUGCAAUGUUCUACGAAUAUGGUUUAAAACAACAAGGUCUCCAAAUUACGUUUGGUCCGAUUAACUUUAACUGGAUAGAGUUGAUGAUUGGAAUUCAAAGCAGUUUGGUAGUCUUGCCUGCAAACCUAUUGAUCAUAACCAUUUUUCGUUACAUUAAACCAGAAUCAUCGGUGAAGACAAAGAAAUGUAGACUGCCUCAUGGUUUUAUUUACAUAGCAUAUACACUGUCAUUACUAACAGCCCUGACAGGUGCCGCCUUUACAAUGUUUUACAGCAUGGUGUGGGGAACUGAGAAGUCCAACAAAUGGAUCACAUCCGUUGUUGUCUCUCUAGUGCAGGACAUCUUUUUCAUUCAGCCCCUUAAAGUGAUCCUUGUUGCUUCUUUGCUGUCUAUUUUGCUACGCAAGCCCCCGGAGGAAGACAGAGAAGAAGUUCAGGAUGGCGAGGUCGCGGAGAUUUCAAGCACAGAAAUUGAGGGCUCAAAUCCAGUUGAAGAUGAGCUGCAGAGCCCUAAGACGCUGUCGGAGCUUUACACUCCUCCUGAUCCACUUAAAGUGGCAAUUGCCAGACAAAAGAGGGUCAAGGAAGUUAAAAUGUGGAAAUUUCUCUUUAAAUUUGCAUUACAUUUUGUGUUUGCCCUACUUUUGGCGGUAGUUUGUUACGGAGGUAUAGGGAGCGACAGAUUUAGAUUGAACAAAAACAUGGAGGACAUCUUCAAUGCAAAACUUGACAAGGUAGGCUAUGAGGUAAUAUGCAUUUCUCAUCAGUUGCUCUUUGUCACAGUUUUAAGUGGAGGAAGGAAUUUUAAAAGAGCUUUCAAGAUUGCUCUUACUUCAUCUGCCUCUAUUUCUAUUCCUUGGUAGCUAUUUACUGAUGAAAUUAUUUUUGUAAUCAUGUCUGUGAAAUCUGAAUACAGAAAAUUUUCAUCACAAUUUGUAUAGGUAAUCACAUGAUUUCGAGUGCAAUUUGGGAUAAAUCAGCAUUGGUAAAAUUUUCAAAGGCUAACCAAAUUGCUCGAACCCGUAGGGCAAGCGCAAUUUGUAGUCUUGGAAAAGCUUACGAGUACUGAUUUAUCCCAAAUUGUACGAGAAAAUCAUGCGAUUACUGGUUAAUAAUACACAAGCAAAUAUAUGACUCUGUUUUCCUUUGAAGUUUUCUUUAUAUCCAGUUCGGCUGCUUCCCCAUGCCUUGUUCUCUGUGUUGCCAGGCUUUCCUCUAAAGAAUAACUGAGCGUUUGCAAUCUUUCUCUGUUAGGUAUCAGUCGAUAGCAGUAACCAUUAAACUAAAGCCAUCACACAUACAAAAAUUUCAUCAUGUUGAUAAGCUUAUCAGCAUGCUGAAAUUUUUGCAUGUGUAUUAUCAAGGGUGUCAUAACAUACUCUUAGUUAUCUCAAAGCAGAGCUUAAUUGUCAGCCCGGUCAUAUGACGUGAUACCAAAUGGCAUAGAAACAAAGACUGGGUCAGACAUACAUGUUAUCAAACUAAACAGAGCCUUCCGUUUCGAUUACAGGCCGGCUUCUGUGCUUCCAUAAUGAAGCAGUGAAAAUCCAGAAGACAUUUCUGUUUGGUAUAUUGUUUCUGUAUCCAACUCUCAUGCGCAAAUUCUCUUACUGUAGGUCAAGAAUGUACACACAUUUUGGUGGUGGUGCGAGAAUUUUAUGCUUCCUGGUUUGUACAGUGCCCCAUGGUACAAUGGACAACCAUUUGAAGAGGAAGAUUUCUUCUCAAAUAAGAGGGCGUUUAUUGUCGGUCUUCCCCGACUACGGCAGCUGCGUAUAAAACCAGGUACUGCAAUAAGGUUAAAACCAAAAAAAUUAAACCAUUCUAUAAACUCCUGCUUGUCUAGAGCGGUUAUCAAUCUUAAUGAUAGGACGAUUUUGAUAAAGCGGUUCAGCAGAGUUAUGUCUACUCGUUUUCAAAACACUUCUGCUUUAGACACGCUAACAUUUAAGUUGAAACGAAUAGGCUAUUAUUUGCCUUGCCAUGUACUCAAGCAUUCGAACUCUUUGAGGUCAAAAAUGGUAAAAACAAAUAAAACGAAGCAAAUACUACGUCCAAGGAAAUGGCCCAAGAUCCACAAUAACAACACAUUUUCUAGAAAUUUGGGGUUCUAGACAUUAAGGCAUCAUUUUCCUGCCCAGUUUUGUCAACUAACCAUCUAGUGUGCCACAUAUACCACUCAUACAAAAGGAGUUUUAGUAAAUAUGGUUUUUGCAUUAGUUUGUUAAGGAUUAUCAAGCUGAUGUAAAAAUUUUUUUCAUAUUUUAGAGCCAUGUCUUACUUGGUCUGCUUAUCCAGAGUUUAAACGUUGGUUUCCUCGAUGUUAUCAUGAGUUUCAAGGCAGCAACCUUGAUGAGGGCCAUUCAAGCCUGGAGUUAAUUGAUGUCUCGCCAUUUUAUGCCGAUAUCGGAACUGGCAGCAACAGCGGUUACAGUGAUAUUAGCAACAGUAUUAAUGGUAGCAGUUACACCAAUGAAAGCAUCCAAGAAAUAUUUUCCAUCGUGCCAAUCACGUGUGACCACACCGUCAAAUUCCAGGAUGCAACGUCCUUAGGCACUUUACCUAUUAUCACGGCAUUCGGCACUUAUUACGGUGGCGGACUUGUAGCAGAGUUAGGAUAUGAAAGAGAGACUGCCUGGAAGGUCAUUGCCAACCUUAUUGCUGACAACUGGAUUAACAGACGGACAGUUAUUGUGUUGUUUGAGUUCGUUACAUUUGAGCCCGCGACAAAUCUGUUCGCUUUUACUCGUUAUUCUUUCGAGUGGUUACCUACGGGAGGCAUGGAAAUAUCUUAUCGUAUUGACCCCAUUUCGUUUUCCCGCAGCACCAGUUCACACACCGGCUCAGUUUUUAUUGCAUGUUACGUAAUCAUUGUUUUAAUACUCGUAUACUCUAUAUACAUAGAAAUACGCGAAAUGCGUCAGUCGGGCUGGGCUUACUUGAGGGACAUAUGGAGUUUUCACGAGUGGACAUUGAUAUGCCUCACACUUACAACUAUGGUGAUAUUCUUCUUCAAAGCCGAACAAACCAGAAAACUCGUCGCGAAAGUUCAUGAAAAUCCUUAUGGCCGGAUGAGUUUUGAUUAUGUUGCGUUAUGGACAGACGUUGAAAAUGUGGUUAUUUCCAUGGUUACCUUUCUGUCCACACUGAAGUUCCUUCGCAUCUUGAAGUUCAAUAAGCAUAUCUCCCAGUUGGCGAAAAGCAUAAAUGUAUCCCGAGGUCCUAUGACAUCGUAUUCACUUGUAUUCCUUGUGGCUCUUCUGGCAUUUGCCGUCAUAGGUAACAUGCUGUUUGGACGUUCAGCGUACAUGUUUUCUACAUUCACGAGGUCAUUGGUGAACGUCUGCGAGAUGAUACUUGGCAAAGGAACUAAUUAUGACGAGCUGGAAGCCAUAAACCGUUCUCUCGGGCCGUUCUUCAUGUUUUUUUAUUUUUCCGGUAUGACUGUUUUCAUGAUGAACUUCUUUGUGGCCAUACUGAACGACUCCUUCACAGACGCGAGAGAAAUCUUGGAAGAAAACCCAACCGAGGACAGCGAAAUGUCCGAUUUUAUCGGAGAAUAUGCCAAGGCCAUGCUGAGGGAAAUAUCAAAAGAGUUAGGAGGAAGCGGUGGAAAAAGUGUAAAAUAUGCUACAUAUGAAGACAAAUUCGUAUCGUACAGUAAAGAAGCGAAAGAACGGGACUUUUUCUUGUACUAA